Messenger RNA from Saprolegnia diclina VS20, 1508 nucleotides. RefSeq lists its product as hypothetical. The record is from RefSeq and is a predicted model, not a curated record. Bases 49 to 1431 code for a protein of 460 amino acids. The transcript has 3 exons. Lineage: Eukaryota; Oomycota; Saprolegniomycetes; Saprolegniales; Saprolegniaceae.
GCGGAACGGAAGCAAGCAGUGUGGGAAGAUCGAGCACGUGCUGAACCCAUGGCACUUCUGUGGACGAUGGCGCUGGUCGCGGCCGCGGCCGCCCGCCCAGUGUACGAGAUCCCAGCCUUUGACGUCGCGACGCUGGUCGCGCACAAGGCGCCGCUGGUGGCGGCCCUCGAGGAGCACGGCCUUGUGGCGUUCAAGGGCCUCGACGGCUUUGCGGCGACGCGGACGACGUACCUGCGCGAGGCCUUUCGCUGCAUGCAGGUGCACCCCGAUAUGGACUUUCUCCAGCACAAGACGCUCUCGGACGGUACGACGCGCGACACGAUCAGCACCAACGCCAAGGACGAGCUGCCGAUGGCGAGCCUCUGCCCCGCAUACGCCGCUGCCCACCACGCAUACAUGGGCUUGAUGCAGUCGGCGACUGAGGCACUGGGCAUCGCACUGGACGUGCCGUCGAGCGAGCAUGCGUCGGUGGCCACGUCGAUGCGAGCGAUCGCCGAAUCGGGCAAGCACCUCGAUCAUGUGCACAAGUACCUCGCUCCGGCCUCGCCGUCCAGCCCAGAGACGCUGUCGCUGGAGCUGCACACGGACAAUGGUCUCGGGCUCCUCACGUCGGUCCCGCUCUUCUUUGAUCGCGACGGCAACCAAGUACAAGCCGAGACCACGGGCCUCGAGGUCGAGCUCACGCUGGACGGCGUCGUCCAGCGCGUGGCCCCGCGCCUCAAGGCGGAUGAGUUGGUGCUCAUGAUUGGUGAAGGCUUCAAUCGAUGGGGCAACUUUGGCCACCGUUUCCCGCCGGUCGUGCACGGGAUGAAGAUGCCAGUCUCGAUGGACGCGUCGGUCGCGCGCGUCUUCUCGGGGCGUAUGUUGCUCAUGCGCGCUGACGACCGCCUCGUCCACGCUGGCCUCUCGUUCGACGAGUACGCGGCGGCCACGACACGCCACCUCCUCGAACCAAGCGCCAACUUUGCGUCGCUCGCGUGUCCGACUGGCCGCAGCCUCCUCGCCUCGGACCUGAGCUGCACGCUCGGCCUUUGGGUCCCGUCGAACGCCAGUGAUCCAAGCACCACCAAGGCGCAGUGCAUGCGCCACUGCAACAGUCCCAACAUGCGGAAUGAGGUCGAGCAGUGCGCGCAUCUCAAGUGCGUCAAGACGGGUGACGUGCCCCACGGCGGCACCGUGUGCUGGAUGCUGUGCGUCGAACAUCUGCCCGACUGCGCAGCUGACGCCCAGACGUGCUUGCCCGACCAAACGCUUGUGUGCCCGGCCGCCAUGGCCGCAGCUCCGACGCAACGCCUCUGGAUGUUGGGGCUCCUCGGCGCGCUCGGCGUGCUCGUUCUCGCGCUGGUCGUGCGCCACUGGCGCCACCGCCGCCGGCAUGCGCAGCGCCGCAGCUCGCUGGCGCCCACGGAGGCGAGCUCGCUCUUGGCCUAGCCGGACGUUCGGGUUCGCUCGUUCGAACGUCGUCGUGUGGGUGGCAAUUGCCGUAACCAAGUUGCUUUUUGCUUUUU